Molecule: messenger RNA, 1191 nt
Organism: Durio zibethinus
Lineage: Eukaryota; Viridiplantae; Streptophyta; Magnoliopsida; Malvales; Malvaceae
Source: RefSeq, a predicted model, not a curated record
UGAAAGUGGCUGUAUGCAAAGUUCAGCCCCCAUAUACGGUAUUUGUAUAGAAGUGGUUGAGCUGAGCAGCUUCCCUACAUUUAGUGUAUAUAAAAAGGCAGGACUUUCGCCCCUUUUAUACAGACCAAAGAGAGGGUUGAAGGCCAAAACCAACAGCAGAAAAGAACGUGCAAUAAUAAGUUGUAGUAAAAGAAUCCAAACUAUAGAGAGUGCUAGUAGGGAAAGAGAGAGUAGUGAUCAGCUAUAGCAAAAUAAUAAGCAAGGCAAGGCGUUCGUAAAUGGGAAGGAAGCCUUGCUGUGCUAAAGAAGGACUUAAUAGAGGGGCAUGGUCUGUGUUGGAAGAUAAAAUCCUCACAAACUACGUUAACAUCCAUGGUGAAGGCAAAUGGAGAGACCUUCCUCAAAGAGCUGGGUUGCAGCGAUGUGGGAAGAGUUGCCGCCUGCGGUGGCUGAAUUAUCUCAGGCCAGAUAUUAAAAGAGGAAACAUCUCGACCGAAGAAGACGAGCUUAUUAUUAGACUACACAAGCUCCUUGGUAACCGGUGGUCUCUCAUCGCUGGUAGAUUACCGGGGCGAACAGACAAUGAAAUCAAAAACUACUGGAACACCAAUUUGAGUAAGAGAGUGCAAGGCCAAAAGAUUACUCCCAAAAGUACCCAAGGUUCUAAAAUGCAGCUUAACAAGCUGAGUAAACUGGAUACUCAGCACAAGGUGAUUCGAACCAAAGCAGUGAAGUGCACCAAGGCUGUCAAUGUUAUCCCACGACUGUUAGAUAAUCAGACAGCUGAAAACAAUAUUUUAGGCCCCAAAUCUGAAAGUAUCACUGCUAGUGAGACACCGUCUUCUUCAGCCAUCCAUGAGGAUAAUUCCAUCGAUUUCUUGAUGGACUUUGACAUCAAUGAGCUUCUUGUAUCGGACGCUCCAAUCUCAUCAGACUUCCAUCCAAUUCAACAGGUUGAUGAAAAUGGUGACAAUUGGGUGGAGAAUAGGGAAUACGGAAAAGGUUUCAACUUAAUUGAUGAAGUUGAGCUUAUCACUUCACCACCGAAUGAAGCAAGGCCUGAUAACUUGGGGGCGACUACCAACCUUUUAUUCCAAACAACUGAAACUUUGGAUGUCCGAAGUCUAGCAUCUUAUUUGAAUUUAGAAGAUGAAUGGAUUAAUUAAUUAAAGUUAAACAAAGUUAAUAAUA